Molecule: messenger RNA, 4631 nt
Organism: Caenorhabditis auriculariae
Lineage: Eukaryota; Metazoa; Nematoda; Chromadorea; Rhabditida; Rhabditidae
Source: the annotation of a GenBank genome assembly
AUGGUUCGAGCAAAAAACACGACCUACUCUCGUAUGAGAGCGAUGCGGACAGGCCCGUCCGUCCAAAGCGCAGUCGUCAUAGUGGAACAAGUGGAGCCUGUACGUCUUCUAAAAUGAUAAUUCUUGGAAAGACUUUUUCAGCUGUUCCACUCUAGGCUGGAAUCUCUUCAUCAGAUUAGCGACUUUGGAGCUCCUGAAAAGAAAAACAAGCGUAGGCGAAAAGCUGAACCAGUCAGAAACAUCGAAGAGUCCGAAUCUUCCGCGUUUGAAGUCUCUGGCGAGGAAAGCGACAAGUCUUCAGACGAAGAAGAUGUCCCAGACGUUAUCAAACAGCAGCGCGAAAUUCAAAACAUAAAUAAGGAGGUAUCGGCUUUUUUCAAAUUCUCAAUUUUAUUUUUUUGGAAAUGUUUACCACAAUAUUAUUUUUAUAAAUAUGUACUUGAUAAAAUAGUUUUGAGGUUGAAGAAGUGGAAGAUUUUUCGCUCGUCAUAAUGAAAGGCGAUGUUCGGGUUCAACUGUGGGAAGGAGGCGAGCGAGUUCAUCCAAAUCAACCUGUAGAAAGGAUUCCCGAAGUUCAAACACCUGAAAAGGAAAAGAAGAAGUCCAAGCGUAAGACCCAGAAAAAUGGUAUUUAGAAAACUUUUCAUUCAAACUGAAAUUUCUAGUUACAGUAGAGUCUGCAUUACCCAGCUCACCAUUGUCGAAGUUCAGGCAGUCGAUUUUUUUGGCACGGCUAAAUAGAGGUUUUUCUAUCGUCUUGUUAUCAAUUCUCAUGAUUUUGCGAACUUUUGUUUGUCUGUUCUCAGAAUAUCUAUAACUUUAAGCAUGAGUCGGGAAUUUUCAGAGUCGGUGGCUCCAGCAAGAAGUUUUUUGGUUUUUGAAGGCAGUAAUAAAUCUCGCAUUGUUGGUGAAACAGAAGUUUUUUCCCCUUUGAAAUUUUCUUCAAAAGUUUUUCCACCGGAAGGUUUUGGUUUAAAAAAGAGCUAUAUGAAUCGAUUAAUUAUUUACAGUUUCCAAUGACAUGGUCACUAUUGACGAUAAAGUUACGACUGCUACCGAAAAAAAUGGUUUUGUCUUCAUUUUUAACCAAGAAAUAGUCGAUAAUAUUUUAAGACACUCAACUCGCUCCUGUCGAAAACAACACAAGUUUUGCACCGAAAAAGAAGACUUUCCUAGCAAACUUCAUGGAAACCUGCUCAUUUUCGGAAGUUUUCGGGGAAAAUGACAAUUUUAUCGCCAGCACACCAAAAACAAGCAAACUGUCGAGCCAGGUUUGUACAAAAAACAAAUAUAUUCAUUGAUUUGGUCAAGUUUCUGCCAUAUCAAAGUAUUCUAUCUCCAAUUGAUAAGCCGUCUUUCGUCGAUUCUCCGGUGGCCGUUUUCGACAAGAAUCGAGGAAUCCCGCGGGAGUCCCAGGGCCGUUCUCGUUGCGCUGAGAGCUCGAUCAGCGACUUAUUUCAUUCCGAAAACGUCGGUCAAGGGAAUAAGAGAUCCACUUCCAAACGGCGACGGACUGGCUCCGACGAUUUAGGUUUUCGUUCAUUCGAAAAGCUUGAGUGAAAGUUGAGCUGAUUUUUAUCUUUUUUAGUUUAAAAGAAAUCUUUUCACUCUUGUUGAACUGAACCACUACAGUGUUUGAACAAAAAUCUGCUUUCCUCAAUUCCGAUGGCUUCUCAAAACCAAAUAUAGAUUUUGAUAAUUUCACCGUACAAAAAUGUACUUGUUCCAGAAGUAUUCACAGCGAUUGAGAAUAUUUCAACGCUACCAAGCUCAAACGAAGAAAGCAGCUCCAAGAAGGAGACUGAAAAAGAAUCAAAGUCCAUCGAGGAAACCACUAAAGGAGAAAAAAUAACCUAUCCAAGCGUUUGUUCCUUUGAGCCAGGUUCCUCUUCCGAGUCCAGUUUCCAUAUGAAUAUUUUGCGCAGAAACCACCUGCAAAACUCGGAAUGCGACUUUGGAAAGUCUUCUGCAGGACGUUUCCUUGGACGAUUUCCUCCGCAGCGAAAAGUGGAAAGAAGUCGACGUGGAUCGGUCUCAGUUCAAGGAGAUCACCCUAGGAGCCUGUCAGUCUUGGUUUUCUGUGAAAUAACUUUUAUGUUACUUUUGAAGGCAAUGAAACUGUAAUCACCAUCAAUGAUACGAAUUUGGUGAUUCCUCGGAGGAAAAGGGAGUCCUCGAUGAUGAGCGUCAACUCUGAUGUAAGUCGUCCUUGGCUAUGGUGAUCAUCUCCAGGCCUUUUCCAGAUGGGAACUAGAGCUGCGACGGCGAUGAGCAUCCUUGUCGACGAGAACGAAGGAUUGGUUCGUUUCUAUGUACCUUGACGUAGUCGGCCGUUGCGUCAGACUUGGAUUUAUAAUACAUUGCGAAUAUCACGAUGUUAUGGGUUGAAAAAUGAGGCUAAUUGGGUCUUUUAGGAAAUAGCUACUUUGUAACUAAAGAACACGGUAAACGAAUAGUAAAGCCGCUUUUUUCAGCCUUUCUACUUGGCCGAUAUGUCGUUGACUGCGCCAGAAACGUCUAUAGCGCGACUUCUCCACGUCAUCGGCCAGAAGACGGUCCUCAAAUGGUCCGAACUCCCGAAGGACGUCUUCAAGAAGCCGCUGAAACUCGGAGAAGGCACCUAUGGAGAAGUCUUCGGCACAACCUUCAACAAGGAGCCGAUCGCGUUGAAGGCCAGUCAGACGAAGAAUAUCCUGUCAAGGAAGUCACUUCAGAUCGUUCCGAUCGAGGAGGAUUCUGAGAAUCGUGGUUUUGACGGACGUGUCAAUGGGGAAUACCUUCCAGACGCUCACACCAUUCUGCCCGAGGUGUGGCUUGCUGCUGAAAUUGAUUUGUACAGGACCAUUUUUUCGCGUUUUUUGACUCCUUUUCUGAACAUGCUCCGAUAAUUUCGACACCUUUCUUCGUAUUAGAAAGAAAUUCUCAAUCAGUCACUUCCUCUUCUUUAAGAAAUAUUUUUUUCGUGUUUUUUUUUUACCUUCUUUUAGUAACACUGUCUUAAAACAGUUGAAAAGGUGCUAGGAAGUGAUCCUAUUCAUUUUUCGUAAAUCAAAAUGGAUCUUUCGCCAAAUUUCCUUUCAUUACUCUUUUUCAUGUUUGAAUUCUUCCAUGGGUAACUAAUCUAGAAGCUCUUUGGAAAAAUGUUCCGACAUUGAGCUUUCUCAGGUCAUUGCUUCUCGAGAGCUCUCAAAACUGAAUGAUUUAUCGGCCGACCAUUCGACGCCAAACUUCAUCACCCUUACUGCCAUCAACGUGGUAAAAGGUUCGAAAUGUCGGCUCGAACCGGUUCGAAAGCAGGAGCUUAGGAGUGUACCCACCGGCGCUGCUCAAGGCGUGGGAUACGUUCGCCAAGAAAGAAGGCACCUUGAACGACCGGCCGACGGAAUACACGACGGCAGAGCAGCGCUUCAUCACCUUCGCCUACGCCAACGGCGGCCGGGACUUGGAGAAAACUCAGGUAAAAAGAAAAGAAAUAACUUUGACUUAAAAUCACUCUGGGAAGUGCAGAUUUCGAUUAGUUGUAAAGAGGAGCUGGCUGAUAAAAAUAUAGAGAAAAGUUGUGAGGAAAGGUAUAUUAUUAAAUUAAAGUUUUUCAACCAAAAAUUAAGAGAAUUUUUUUUUAAAAAUUGCGCUGGGCUGUUUUUUUGUGAUGUAUCUUAACGCAUUUUGAAUUCUGGAAAAGAUUUUGAGGAAAAUAUGAAAAUGGAAUAGAAAUUUUUUUGAAGUCUAAAUUACCGUAAGUCAGCCGGUUAAUAAUGCAUUUUUGAGCUGAAAAACGAGGCUCAAAUGUUCUCCGUGCUGGUCCAGCUCUGUCUGGCGCUGUCUGUCGCCGAAAAACAGCUGGAGUUCGAGCAUAGAGACCUCCAUCUCGGAAAUGUGCUCGUGCAGGAGUACAAUGAGGACUUGAUGUGAGUCCGAUUUUUCCUUUCUGAGCGUUUAGAACUCCUUUGUUUUCAGGUACCGCUACAACAUGAAUAAUAUUGUUGUUAAAAGUCAUGGAGUCAAGACCAACAUCAUCGACUUCACUUUGAGCCGAAUGAGAAAAAGUAAUCACAAUUAACAUUCUCGAAAAUUUAUCAAAUCUGACUUUGGGUGGCGCGAGAGUAUAUAGGAAUUUGGAGAACGACGAGGAAAUUUUCGAAGGCCAGGGGGACUAUCAAUACGACAUUUACCGGAUGAUGAAGCAGGAGAACGGGUAGAACUUUUCAUUUUGUUUGUUCUGGGAAGAGAAUGUUCUGCAGGAAUAAUUGGGUCGAAUUCCAUCCCAAGACCAAUUGCUUCUGGAUCCAUUUUCUUGCAACGAAAAUGCUCCAGGCACCCAUUUGCCCCAAGUCAGUGAAAAAGAAGCGCAAGCAGGUCAGUUGUUCUGAAAAUGAGUCGUUUGAAAUUUGUGACGAUUUCUUUUAUUGUCUCAUUUUUUCGAAAUAAGUUGAAAGCUGAUGGUGAAAAAAACUAAAAAACAACCAUUUAUCAAAGAUUCAUAACUGUCAGUGAAAAGCAACACUUUGAAGGAGUUGGAGAAAUUGUUCGCCUCGUUCCUGAAGUUCGAAAGUCUGGAAGACAGCCUCAUGGACAGCGAUUUCUACAACGCUUUCUACAGUGGAUACGUCGAAGUUAUCGGCGUCGAUUAG